Messenger RNA from Humulus lupulus (European hop), 492 nucleotides. RefSeq lists its product as uncharacterized. The transcript has 2 exons. The coding region runs from base 22 to 492 and encodes 156 amino acids. The record is from RefSeq and is a predicted model, not a curated record. Lineage: Eukaryota; Viridiplantae; Streptophyta; Magnoliopsida; Rosales; Cannabaceae.
GAUACUUGGAGGGAUGCUCAUAUGAGAAAAUCGACAAAAUCUUUUGUCAAUGAGGCAGCUCAACAAGAUUAUGAAAAAAUGGCGGCUGAGGUUGAGAGGUCACAGAAUGAGAGGCAAAGUCAACAGCAGAGUGAGGCAUCUCUAAAUGUAUUUGGUGUUGAUUCGUCCCCGGUCGAUCAAUACGAGAUACUAAGUAAAGUACUCGGGGAGAGAUCUGACUACCAAAGAGGAGUGGGUUAUAGGGCGAAAGGGAAGGCAAAAAAGACAUCCUCUAGCUCUACAGAUCAAAGUCAGUCCCAAGCAAAUACUGCUGCUUCGCCUAAUGAAGAUAUGAGAGUUAUGGCUUUGCUGGUGAAGGCAAUUCGUGAGACAUUUGAGACUUCGACAACUGUGCAUCCCAGUAAACUAUAUAACCCAAUGUUUGACAGUUUUCUGCAGAGGCAUUUGCCACCACAAUCCGAAGGUGCUUCGUCUUCUCAGUCUCCGUCAUAG